CGUGACGGGUGAACAGGUGAGCGGACGCUGCAUGAAAAUAGAGACGAAUAAAUAGUUCUCAUUUUGUUUCAGUGUUUUUUCCCCGAGUAGGAGGGGUUUUGAGAAAAUGAGACUGGAGUGAGAUCCACAACGAACCGUGCAAGAGCAAACCCGCAGAAAUCGCAGGAAGGUGAUUACGACGACCGGCGCGGAAGCUGCUUAAGGAGCUGGUUGCGACUCUUGAAUGACAGUGACAAACGUGUAUCAAAGGGACUAAGGACAAUAAGUUAUUGAGAAAAUUAUUGUAUCUCUUCUGAACUCAGCUGCAAGCAAAACACUGUGAUGGCGUCAGUCGGUAACUCUGGCACCACUUCAAGUCCGAUGGUUAUCCUGGUCCCUAAAACCAAGACCAAGAAGAAGCACUUUGUACAGCAGAAGGUGAAGGUGUUCCGAGCCAGCGACCCCGUCCUGAGCGUCUUUAUGUGGGGAGUAAAUCAUUCGAUAAAUGACUUAAGCCAGGUACCUGUCCCAGUUAUGUUGCUCCCAGAUGACUUUAAAGCAAAUGCCAAGAUCAAAGUCAACAACCACCUCUUCAACAAAGAGAAUUUACCAGGACAUUUCAAGUUCAAGGAGUACUGCCCACAAGUAUUCCGGAAUCUCAGGGAGAGGUUUGGAAUCGAGGACCUGGAUUAUCAGGCCUCUUUGGCCCGUAGCCCCCCUGUCAAGGGAGGGGAGGGACAGGGGGAGGGGCUUCUGCUGACCUCGUAUGACCGCACACUGGUGGUCAAGCAGAUAUCCAGCGAGGAUGUGGAGAACAUGCACAACAUCCUGUCUGAAUACCAUCAGCACAUAGUGAAGUGCCAUGGCAGCACGCUUCUCCCGCAGUUCCUGGGCAUGUACCGCGUCAGCGUGGAGAACGAGGACACCUACCUGCUGGUCAUGAGGAACAUGUUCAGCCACAGGCUCGUCGUGCACAGGAAGUACGACCUGAAGGGGUCUCUGGUGUCACGGGAAGCAAGUGACAAAGAGAAGGUGAAAGAGCUGCCCACCUACAAGGACGUGGACUUCAGGAAUAACAUGCAGAAAGUAUAUGUGAGCGAGGACCAGAAGGAGAAGAUCCUGGAGAAGCUGAACAGGGAUGUGGAGUUCCUUGUGAAGUUAAAGAUCAUGGACUACAGCCUGCUUCUCGGGAUCCACGAUGUGGCACGGGCAGAGCGCGAGGAGGAGGAGACGGAGGAGGCCUCCUUUGAGGAGGAGGCGGAGCCUGAGAAUGGCCUAACACCCGCCCCAGUGGUGGGCUCCUACGGCACCUCCCCCGAAGGCAUCGCUGGCUACAUGAACUGCUGCAAGCCCCUGGGACCAGGAGAGUUUGACCCCUACAUCGACGUGUAUGCCAUCAAAAGUGCCCCUGGUGCCCCUCAGAGGGAGGUGUACUUCAUGGGUCUGAUCGACGUACUGACACAUUACGACACCAAGAAGAAAGCUGCUCAUGCUGCAAAGACGGUCAAACAUGGGGCUGGCGCCGAAAUCUCAACUGUCCACCCCGAACAGUACGCCAAGCGAUUUCGUGACUUCAUCGCAAACAUCUUCGCCUAGCAUUGGCCUGUCUCUGCGCCGCUGGUACUGAGGCC
Molecule: messenger RNA, 1610 nt
Organism: Megalops cyprinoides (Indo-Pacific tarpon)
Lineage: Eukaryota; Metazoa; Chordata; Actinopteri; Elopiformes; Megalopidae
Gene: pip4k2ca
Product: phosphatidylinositol-5-phosphate 4-kinase, type II, gamma a
Exons: 10
Coding region: 322-1575 (417 amino acids)
Biological process (GO): phosphatidylinositol metabolic process
Molecular function (GO): phosphatidylinositol kinase activity
Source: RefSeq, a predicted model, not a curated record